This is a messenger RNA of Lytechinus pictus (painted urchin), 2281 nucleotides long. RefSeq names its product translation initiation factor eIF2B subunit beta-like. The transcript has 12 exons. Gene Ontology annotation, biological process: translational initiation. NCBI's taxonomy places the organism in Eukaryota, Metazoa, Echinodermata, Echinoidea, Temnopleuroida, Toxopneustidae. Gene Ontology annotation, cellular component: eukaryotic translation initiation factor 2B complex. The record is from RefSeq and is a predicted model, not a curated record. The coding region runs from base 210 to 1283 and encodes 357 amino acids. Gene Ontology annotation, molecular function: translation initiation factor activity; guanyl-nucleotide exchange factor activity.
ACUUUUGCGAAUCUAGACCUAUCGAGCAAUGGCCGACCAUGCUCCGCGAAAUCACAGACGUUAAGUACGCGCGCCUAUGGUGACUCCGCACUCUAGCGUAAUUGGUACAUCUCUAUGCUAGAGACCCGAUAGAGUUAACCGUGCUGUGUCGGGGAACCAGUUUACUUUUCAUCUAGUACCAACGAAUUGGUUGACCUGUUUUAUCCACCAUGCCUGGUGACAGUAGGGCCCAGCUGCCUAGUAGCUUGACUGAGCAGAUUGAUGCCUUUAUUGCUGAUCUAAAGCAGGGGAGUGUGAAGGGGUCCUAUGAUGUAGCCCAUAGCACCCUCUCCCUGAUCAGGAAGAUCAUAUCCGGUAGCCGAUGGGCGCAUGCCGGGGAACUGAUGGGGCUGAUCAGGCAGGAGGGUAAGAGGAUAACCAGUGCUCAACCUGCUGAGUCCUCCGUGGGUAACAUGGUCAGAAGGGUGCUCAAGAUCAUCAGGGAGGAGUAUGCAAGUAUCAUCAAAGGCCAGGGUGUAGAUUCUUCUAGUGAUCCUCAAGAGUCUCUUCAUAAAAAACUUCUUGCUGAAGGUCAAGUAGAGGAUUUCAGCAAACCUUGUACAAAUUUAAAGGGUCGAGUAAUAGAGAGUAUUAACGAGCUGUUAUCAGAACUAGAGGGUAGUGCAGAAGCCAUUGCUAGUCAAUCUUUGGAACAUAUUCAUUCUAAUGAGGUUAUCAUGACACUGGGGAAAUCAAGAACAUUAGAGGCAUUCCUUCUUAAUGCAGCUAGAAAAAGAAAAUUCCAUGUAAUAGUUGCAGAGUGUUCUCCUUUAUAUAAGGGACAUGAGUUAGCCACUACACUAGCCAAGCAUGAUAUCGAGACGACGGUCAUCACCGACUCGGCCGUCUUUGCUAUGAUGUCGCGGGUGAACAAGGUCAUCAUUGGAACACACACAGUCAUGGCAAAUGGAGGAUUGAAGGCUAUUGGCGGCACUCAUGCAUUAGCAUUAGCAGCUAAACAUCAUUCUGUACCGUUAAUAGUGUGCACACCGAUGUUCAAGCUGUCACCAGAGUACCUCUGUAGUAUUGAUCAGGAUGCAUUCAAUAAGUUCGAGUCACCUCAAGAGAUCUUAGAUUAUUCCGAUGGGGAGUUACUCUCUAAGGUUCAUAUCUAUAAUCCUGUUUUUGACUAUGUACCUCCUGAGCUAGUCACACUCUUCAUAUCAAACAUUGGAGGCAAUGCCCCAUCAUACGUCUACAGACUUCUGAGCGAGUUGUACCACCCUGAUGAUCAAGACCUAUGACCUCUGACCUUUAGAGCAUAUCGGAAGUGAGGACCGUACAAAUCGGGACAAUUUGUGAUCAGCAUUUUUACCACAACUAUCGGGAAUGCGAUUCAUUUUUGCUCUAUACCUGCAUAAACAUCAUGUUACCACAGUAACACCCAGAGAUGACUAUACUUCUCACCGGAUCAAAACCAAGAGCAAGUUGUCAUCCGAUGACGUGGUGGUCAAAUCCGACAGCUUGUCCGAUGAAGUAUGGCCGACACUUCAAGUAUUGUUAACGUAGAGGUGAUGUGGCUCUGUAAACUCUCUGAACUAUGAACCACAAGGUCCGGGAUUUGAAUCCCACCAUGGCACUCGCAUCCUUUGGCAAUGCAUUUAUCUACAUUUGCCACUCUCCACCCAGGUGUAGUAACUGGGUACCUGGUAGGAAGGAAUUUCUUGAAUGCUCACCUGAUCAGGAUAGCCUUGCUGAAGCUGGUGUAAUAGUAUGCAGUGCUUUAGCACUAUAUUAAUGUUUCAUAUUAUUACUAUCAUUAAAUUGUAUAGUGGUAACCAUAUUUGUAGUUGCAGCCAAUCAAUAACGACUCUUUAGACAUGUUUUUACGGGAGUGUUUCUUUAAUUCUCUUUCUUCCUCUGAUUCUGUGAAAACUGUAAUGAAUAAAAUACAUAAAUGGAAAUCAGUUAAUAUCCUGAAGCCGGACUGAAUUAAUCAGAUUAGAUCAUGUCAUCAAUUACAGCUUCCUUAUGUCCAUUUUAUCAUGAAUAUACUAUAAAAUCUUCAUGGUUAUAAAAAAUUUGGGUGUUACCCAUCAUCAUUCCAACACAGUUGUCCCUUUAACUGACUUUAUAUAUAAUCCUUAAAAUGCCCUUCUUUGUAUUUUGUGAAUUAACCUGCACACUUCUGAAAUAGCUAAAUGUUUACAGAUUGACUCAUUUCAAUACUUGUCUCAUACAGGUCAAUACCAUAUUCAAUAAUAAAUCCAUCCAUGUAUCAAAGAAACAAAUGUAUAAUGAA